AUGGAUGACAACAAGAAGGUAGUCCUGAUCACCGGCUGCGCCAAGGGCGGCAUCGGCUACGAAUACUGCAAGGCCUUCGCCGACCAUGGCUGCUACGUCUUCGCCUCUGACCUCCCCGGCCGCCUCUCCGAGCUCGCCGACCUCCAAUCCGACUCCAUCGAACCCCUCGAGCUCGACGUCACCUCCGACCAAAGCGCCGCCCAUGCGACAUCCAAAAUUCUAUCGGCGUGCGGCCGCAUCGACGUCCUCGUCAACAACGCCGGCGUCGGCGGCACGGGGCCGUUGGCCGAGCUCAACCUGGACGCCAUUAGACGUGCAUGGGAGGUGAACACGUUAGGCCAGCUACGUAUGGUCCAGGCCGUGGCCCCUCACAUGUCCUCCCGCCGGUCCGGCCGGAUCGUUAACAUGGGGAGCGUGGUCGGUUCGGUCCCGACCCCGUGGGCCGGUUCGUACUGCGCGUCCAAGGCCGCGGUCCACGCGGUGUCCGACGCGCUCCGGGUUGAGCUCCGACCGUUCGGGGUUCAUGUCGUAAAGGUGCGUCCCGGUUCGGUCCGGUCCAACCUGGGCCGGGCGAACGAGGAGCGGCUCGGGAGGCAGGAGUGGAGGCUUUACAAGGGCUUCGAGGCCGCGAUCGCAGAGAGGGCAAGGGCGUCGCAGGGGACGAAGGCGACGGAUGCGGGAAUCUUCGCGCGGCACGUGGCGCGGAAAGUGCUGAGCCCGAGGCCGCCGAGGGAGAUCGCGUUCGGCCACAUGACGGGCCUGUUUGCGGUGCUGGCUUGGUCGCCGGCUUGGGUCCGAGACUGGUUCUUUGCGAAAAGGUUUGGGUUGGAUAAGAAGUUGUGA
This is a messenger RNA of Phoenix dactylifera (date palm), 843 nucleotides long. Its product is annotated as short-chain dehydrogenase ptmH-like. NCBI's taxonomy places the organism in Eukaryota, Viridiplantae, Streptophyta, Magnoliopsida, Arecales, Arecaceae. Gene Ontology annotation, molecular function: oxidoreductase activity. The record is from RefSeq and is a predicted model, not a curated record. Gene Ontology annotation, cellular component: endoplasmic reticulum.